Perca fluviatilis (European perch) is the source of this 943-nucleotide messenger RNA. RefSeq names its product inner mitochondrial membrane peptidase subunit 2 (gene immp2l). Gene Ontology annotation, cellular component: membrane; mitochondrial inner membrane peptidase complex. The record is from RefSeq and is a predicted model, not a curated record. The transcript is spliced from 6 exons. Bases 29 to 607 code for a protein of 192 amino acids. Gene Ontology annotation, molecular function: serine-type endopeptidase activity. Gene Ontology annotation, biological process: mitochondrial respiratory chain complex assembly. Lineage: Eukaryota; Metazoa; Chordata; Actinopteri; Perciformes; Percidae.
GGAGGCGACACGUCAUGUUACGUUACGUAUGACGUAUGACAACAACAGGAAGACGGACCUCACGUUGCUGGUGAUGGCUCAGCAGGCGACGGCGGGCCGACGCUGCCUGCGGGCGUUCGUUAGCGGCUUCUUCGUGGCCGUUCCCGUCACGGUCACCGUCCUGGAUCGCUUGGCCUACGUGGCGCGAGUGGAGGGAGCGUCGAUGCAGCCCUUCCUGAACCCAGAGGGCCGAUUGGACUGCGAUGUUGUCCUGCUGAACCGCUGGAGUGUGAGGAACUACGAGGUCCAGCGCGGUGACAUCGUCUCCCUCAUGUCGCCCAAGAAUCCCCAGCAGAAGAUCAUCAAGCGGGUCAUCGGCCUGGAGGGAGACUUCAUCAGGACUCUGGGCUACAAGAACCGAUACGUUCGAGUUCCUGACGGCCACUUCUGGAUCGAGGGCGAUCAUCACGGACACAGUCUGGACAGCAACAGCUUCGGACCGGUGGCAGUGGGGCUGCUUCACGGUCGGGCCUCCCACAUCAUCUGGCCGCCAAAUCGCUGGCAGCGAAUCAAGCCGUCUCUGCCGGCAAACCGAGGGCCGCUGGACACCGAGGAAGAAGAGGGAUGAAGACACACAAACACACAGUUUUUAUGACUACAGUAGAGUGGGUAUCGCCACUGAUUUCCUGAAUCCAUUCAAUUCCAACUCACAUGGUCCCAAUUUGAUUUUGGAUUUGAUUUUAUUCAAUAUAUAGCUUGGAUUAGGGAUAUUUCAGUUACCAUACCAACUUUGCUUGGAUAUAAAAGAGAGUUUUUAGAGAACUAAUGCUGUGAUUUGUACAAGAAACUAGAGAUGCAACCAAUCCAGAUUUUUGGGGUUUGGCCGAAUACCGAAUCCACUGGUUAAGAUUCUGCCGAAUACCGAAUACCAACUCCUCCUCCAAUCCUCAAUCCAUUAACACAG